AUGACUGUGGUGUCCCAGGAGAACCACGACGACACUGUGGUCGUUACUCCUCUGUUGCAAGAUGCUGCCGACUUGGAGCAGGGGGACCAGGAGUGCAGCGAGAGGGUGGUCAUCAACAUCUCGGGUCUGCGCUUCGAGACACAGCUGAAGACCCUGUCCCGCUUCCCGGCCACGCUCCUGGGAGACCCACGCAAAAGGAUGCGCUUCUUCGACCCGCUGAGAAACGAGUACUUCUUUGACAGGAACAGGCCAAGCUUUGACGGCAUCCUCUAUUAUUACCAGUCGGGUGGGCGGCUGCGGAGGCCUGUGAGCGUGCCUGUGGACAUUUUCAUGGAGGAAAUCAAGUUUUAUGAACUCGAGGAUGAGGCCAUGGACACUUUCAAAGAGGACGAGGGCUUGGCAAAGGAGGAGGACCAGACGCUGCCCAACAACGAGUACCAGCGCCAGUUUUGGCUCCUCUUCGAGUAUCCAGAGAGUUCAGGACCUGCACGGAUAAUUGCCAUCGUGUCAGUUAUGGUUAUUUUGAUAUCCAUUGUUAUAUUCUGCUUGGAGACACUACCCGAGUUCAGAGACGUCCCUCCACAGCCGGACAACAGCAACACGGCGAAUGGAAGCGCACAAGGUAAAGCGCUCAGCCCCUUCACAGACCCCUUUUUCGUGAUUGAGACACUUUGCAUCGUGUGGUUCUCUUUUGAAUUCACCAUGAGGUUCCUUUCGUGUCCCAGCAAAGCAGCUUUCUUUAAAAACCUCAUGAACCUCAUCGAUGUGGUGGCCAUAGCUCCGUACUUCAUCACCCUGGGCCUGGAUCUCGCAGAGCAUCAGGGCAGCAGUCAGCAGGCUGCGUCUCUGGCCAUACUAAGGGUCAUCCGUCUGGUCCGCGUUUUCAGGAUUUUUAAACUCUCCCGGCACUCCAAGGGCCUCCAGAUCCUCGGCCAGACGCUCCAAGCCAGCCUCAGGGAGCUGGGGCUGCUCAUAUUCUUCCUCCUCAUCGGCGUGGUCUUAUUCUCCAGUUCUGUUUAUUUCGCAGAAGCAGAAGACCCCGACUCUGAAUUUACAAGUAUACCUGAUGCGUUCUGGUGGGCUGUGGUGACAAUGACCACGGUUGGUUAUGGAGACAUGUGUCCCUCCACAAUUGGGGGGAAAUUCGUUGGAUCUUUGUGUGCAAUCGCUGGAGUACUCACUAUAGCUUUACCGGUCCCAGUUAUAGUAUCCAAUUUCAAUUAUUUCUACCACAGAGGAAACGAGGAGGAGGACAACGUUCAGUUCGUCCACGUGACCUGUGGGCACCAGCAGCAGCCCUCAUUUGUUGAGUGUGAUUCAACCAAAAGUAUCCAGUCGCUCUCCAAAACGGAGUCCUUUCAGGAGAGCGACGACCUGGACCCUCCGACACAUCCAAAGAUAAACCAACUCGAGACAUACACCGGGAAACUGACAGUUGUGUAA
Molecule: messenger RNA, 1443 nt
Organism: Limanda limanda (common dab)
Lineage: Eukaryota; Metazoa; Chordata; Actinopteri; Pleuronectiformes; Pleuronectidae
Product: shaker-related potassium channel tsha2-like
Exons: 1
Coding region: 1-1443 (480 amino acids)
Biological process (GO): protein homooligomerization; potassium ion transmembrane transport
Cellular component (GO): voltage-gated potassium channel complex; membrane
Molecular function (GO): delayed rectifier potassium channel activity; protein binding
Source: RefSeq, a predicted model, not a curated record